GGGGGGAUGGGGGGGGAGGGCGGUGAAGGCGGAAGUGGCGGCGCCGGUCCGGGAGUAGGAAGGAGCCGGGGUUGCAGGCCGAGUGGAACGGCUGCAAGCCGAGGAGCAGGCGCGGCCGCGGCGCCAUAUUGCGGCCCUCAGCGGCCACCACCGAGUCAUGGCCGAGACCUACGACUUCCUCUUCAAAUUCCUGGUGAUUGGCAGUGCGGGAACUGGCAAAUCAUGUCUCCUUCAUCAGUUCAUUGAGAAUAAGUUCAAGCAGGACUCCAACCACACUAUUGGAGUGGAGUUUGGAUCCCGAGUGGUCAGCGUUGGGGGGAAGACUGUGAAGCUACAGAUUUGGGACACUGCUGGCCAGGAGCGGUUUCGGUCGGUGACGCGGAGUUAUUACCGAGGGGCAGCUGGAGCCCUGUUGGUGUACGACAUCACCAGCCGGGAAACAUACAACUCACUGACUGCAUGGCUGACUGAUGCCCGAACGCUGGCCAGCCCCAAUAUCGUGGUCAUCCUCUGUGGUAACAAGAAGGACCUGGACCCUGAGCGAGAAGUCACUUUCCUAGAGGCCUCUCGCUUUGCCCAAGAGAACGAGCUGAUGUUCUUGGAGACCAGCGCUCUCACGGGGGAGAACGUGGAAGAAGCUUUCCUGAAGUGUGCGCGCACCAUCCUCAAUAAGAUUGACUCAGGUGAACUAGACCCUGAGAGGAUGGGCUCAGGCAUUCAGUAUGGUGAUGCAUCUCUUCGUCAGCUGCGGCAGCCUCGCAGCGCCCAGGCCGUGGCCCCUCAACCCUGUGGCUGCUGAGACCUGCAGAGCCAGAUGCACACAGGUGUCUGAGGCAGACAAACAGGGAGAUACUCAGAGAAAGAACCCCACCCACAAAUGACCUGCGGAGGAGGAACAAAGGCAAACGCUGCACAGACUGGGAGAAAGUAGAGUACCAUUAGGCACAAAGCAGGCCAGGAAGAAACCCAGAAAUGAGACAUAUGCGAACUAGCUAGAUCCAGGACCUCUCCAGGUCACCACACCCUUUUCUUUCAGCUCACCUGUUCUCCUGGACCAGCCCUGCCCUUCCGGCUGGGGCCCAGACCCAGGCCCCAGGAGGCCAGGCCCCAACCUGCCCCAACCCCAGAGAAGCUGCCCCUCCACCCCUCCUCCUUCCCUGGCCUGGUGGGGCCUGGCUUUGGGGCAAGACUGAGCCGUGGGGGAAGGGGGAACCCAUACCUGCUGCUGCUUCCUCUGUCUUGGCUAACCUCCAUCCCCCCAAACCCCUAACCGUACCCCAAGAACUCCCAAAGCCUGAGUGAGACCAGGGCCAUUUGGCCCCAACUUCCUGCCUGGCCCUGCUGUUGUGAUACGUGUUAUUUAUUACUUGGAGGCCUGUUCUGUCCUGCCUAGUCCCCCCCACCCACCCUCAUAAAGCAUUGUUUA
Molecule: messenger RNA, 1426 nt
Organism: Nannospalax galili (Upper Galilee mountains blind mole rat)
Lineage: Eukaryota; Metazoa; Chordata; Mammalia; Rodentia; Spalacidae
Gene: Rab4b
Product: RAB4B, member RAS oncogene family
Exons: 8
Coding region: 158-799 (213 amino acids)
Biological process (GO): regulation of endocytosis; Rab protein signal transduction
Cellular component (GO): endosome
Molecular function (GO): GTPase activity; GTP binding
Source: RefSeq, a predicted model, not a curated record